Messenger RNA from Pimephales promelas (fathead minnow), 2341 nucleotides. NCBI's taxonomy places the organism in Eukaryota, Metazoa, Chordata, Actinopteri, Cypriniformes, Leuciscidae. The record is from RefSeq and is a predicted model, not a curated record.
GAGCGCAGCUCUUCAUCACACACUCCCUGAUCUGAGGCACGGCUCUGAGGAACUUCAUACGGUUGCUCCGCACUGACACUCCUCUCGCAUGUGAGACUGGGAUAUUCGGAUUGUUCUGCAACUUCUUUGAUGAUAAAGUUCCUGAAAACUGAAGAAGACUCGACGACAGACGUUUAACGCCAGAAAACCUGAGCUGUGAAAUAUGUGAGGGGUCUGAAAACACACGGACCUUCUUAAAAUGAGUUUGCAGUAAAUCUUCUGAUGGAUCUCUAAGAGUCAGGCUUUAUGAAAACAGUUAAUCUGGACAGAAAGAGGAACCGAAUGUCAGGAAUAGCAGUCGAUGUUUGCAGAACUGCGUCUGUGUGAGAUCUGAGCCGUUUCAUUGAUCAUGUCUGUCAUAGCGAUCGAUCAAUCGACCAAUCGGGGACCGAUGUCAGUCUUGAUCUCUAGACGGCAGGAUGACUGACAGAUGAUUAUAAUUUGGAAACAUCAAAACUAACCCUGAACACGGAUAGCGGCUGAUCCUGAUGAUCUCAGAAAGGUCCUAAAAGCAGCGACUCGAUCUGCAGACCUCCACAUGAGGAGCGAGGAGAAUAAUCUAAGAGCUUCCGGAGAUCUCGGGUCAUGAUGGAGAAAAGCGAGUCUCCCGUCUCACCCUCCCCGCCGGUCCUCCAGCACGCCAGUCCUGCGCGGACGGGAUCGCCCGACGCUAACGUAGAGAGCCGCACGGACGCGACUGACCCGGAGGCCGCCGCAGCCGAGCCGGAUGCGGCCACACCUCAGCGCGUGUCCCCGAUCUCCUCGACGUCAAUCCCUCCCAACGUCCCGGUGAUCAGCCUGGCUCACAGCAAACCCCCCCUGCCCCCGAUGACGGCCCUGCACCCGGUGCCCCCCCCCCUCCGGCACGGCCCCGUGGAGCUGAGACUCGCUCACCUGUCCGGCGCUGCUGGACCCCCGGCGGCCCUCCUGCCGCCCGCCUUCCUGCACACACACCCCUUCAUCAGCAGCUCUUUCCUCGGACCGUCUGGAAGCUUCGGGAUCUUCAGUAACGCCCGUGUGAAGAGACGCCCGCCCGCACACUUCGAACUGGACCUCAAUGACGGUCCUCCUCAGAAGUUGGCCCGGCGGGUCUUCACCAACAGCCGCGAGCGCUGGCGGCAGCAGAACGUAAACGGCGCUUUCUCCGAGCUCCGCAAACUCAUCCCGACCCACCCGCCCGACAAGAAGCUCAGCAAGAACGAGAUCCUGCGACUCGCCAUGAAGUACAUCGACUUCCUCGUGGAGCUGCUGAACGACCAGACGAGCGACCAGACGGGGAAAAGCUCGGCGGAUCCGGACGGGAGGAAGGACGAAAUCCACGGCAAAAACAGAGACUCUACGGACUCCAUGAUGGUGUCGUCGGGAUCCAGCUGUUACGGGGACACGGACAGCGAGGAGAGCUCAGGGUCCUCGAACCUGCGGCGUCGAGACCAAACACACCGGGAUCACGGAGAAGAAGGUUCGGGAACAGAUACUGGCGGUCACAGCAAGCACUUACCAGCGGUGACUACACCACAAACCAACACACUGGAUGUGGGAGUUUAACCCUCGACACGUAUAAACCGCAGACUGUGUAAAAAUAUGGACGUGACGUUUUGAAGAGCAUUUUUGAAGCCCAAAGUGGGCGGAUAAACGAAUGUGCGGCGAAGCAGAGGUGACGCUAAUGCUAAUAGUGUCACUCAAGUGGCCACGCCCUUAAUCAUGCAGAACUUUAAGGCUUAAUAUAAUUUAAACGGUUGAGUUAUGAAAAUAUUCACCCCCGUCACAGUCGUCAUGAAGGGCUGCAUUAGCGAUAUAGACCAAAACCACUUUUAGCACCAGACUGGAAACGUGUGUUUUCCUGCUGUAAAGUUGGGCGUUUUAACAUGCGGGUCUAUGGGAGUGAGUCUCUCCUGCAGCGCCUCUAGUGGCCAGUGGAGGAACUGCACUUGGAUGCCGCUUGAAAUAAACAUUGACAUUUUGUGUGGAAUUACAGCGAAUUUACUAUUUUAAAUUCACGCUUGUGUUCCUGGUCCACGUUUCGUGCGUCACUUCUCCAUUUAAUUUCCUCUCUCUGAUAUGUCGAGGAAUAAAUAGAGUGUGUGGGUUCCUCACGGGUACCUCAAACUUCACCGCAGUCUCAAGCGCUCUGACUGGAUUAUUUAAUAAAGCGUCGAUGGUUUGACUCUUUCGCUGUUUAAAGCUGAACUGAAGACAUGAGAGUCUCGUGGACGAUCUAAUGAUGCCAGCUCACGUUGGACGUUUCAACCGUGUGGCUUGCGUUCAAUUGAUCUUGUUUUUAAUAAAAUAAGUUUCAGAAUUA